ACCGGAGCAGCAGAAGCGAGAGCCCAAACGCCUUCAAGUCCGCCUUCGAACCCAGCCGUGGUUGGAGGCGACGCGAAAGAGGAGUGGAGACGAGUCAACGAGCGAUGAGGCCCCGCGAGCGAGACGAAGACGAGGAGGCGCCGCCUUCGGAACCCUCGCCCGCGCCGCCCCCGAGACGGGCCGGCGGUGGCCUCAGCAGCAUGGUGGUUCGCCCACCCGAGAGCGGCGAGGGGGAGGACGACGAGGAGCCCCGGGACUAUGGCGCCGUGGUCCGCCGCCGCGAUUCCCCGCAGCAACGCCGGGACUCGUUGCCUCCCGCCCGGCGCCGCUUCUCGCCGCAGGAUCAGCGCCGGCGCGAACCCUCGCCGGGCCUCCGACGUCGCGACUCCCCGCCGACAUUCCGCCGCCGGGGCUCACCCAUCGAUGUCCGCCGCCGUGGCGGUUCCCCGGGGUUCCACUCCCGCUACCAGCGGUUCCACGGCGGCCCAGGUUCUGUUUCUCCUCGACGACAAAGAUUGGACGGUCAGCAUGAUCUAGAUUUUGACAGCUCAAUGGGACGACACAUUGGUCGUGGUUUCCGAGGUGGCAGAGCAGGUGGCAGGUUUCGAGAGGCUUCACCUGGUUAUGGGCAUGGAAGGGGUGGAAGGUCAACAGGGAGAGGCUACAAUGCAUCUAGAUGGCCAGUUUCUGAUGGAGAAUAUGUUCACAGAAAUGAUCCAAACUUGUCCCCCCGGGAAGGUGAUUGGAUUUGCCAAAACCCCUUUUGUGGGAAUCUGAAUUUUGCACGAAGGACUCACUGUAACAAUUGCAACAAGUACCGCUAUGGACCUGAGCUCGAUGGACCCAGCCGUAGUCCUCGGAGGGGCUACUUCAAGUCCCCUCCCCUUCGCGGGUCUCCACCAAGAAUCGUAGGUCCAGCCAACCAUGGUCUCCGCGAUGACUUGGACAGAUACAGAUCACCACGGGGUUGGGGUGUCGAGGAUCUCAGAGACUUUGGACCUAGAUCACCACCCCCAGCACGUGGAGGAAAAUUUCUGGACAUGCGCAGGGAGAGGCUAGACUAUCAUGAUGAUCUCGGGUACAGGCAAAGACGCAAAUUUGACUGGCCAGCACCUGAAUGGGAAGGGAGGGACAGUAAUCGAGAUGGAUUCGUUGCAGACAGAAGAGGUUAUGAUCGGCGUCCACCAUCACCUCGUGGACGGUGGAUUUCAAGGGAGAGGAGCCGCUCACCGAUAGGAAGCCGUCCACUGAGGGGUGCUUACAUGGGUCGAGGGCGAGAUGAUCGUCAGUACGAUUCGCACUUGGGUCAUAGCCAAGCUGAUGAUUUAGGCAUUGGUCGUGGGAGGGGGUAUCGGCAGGCUGAAUCUUUACCAGGCCGAAGCCAUAUUGAUCGACGAGGCAUUGCCCGAGGUAGGAAUGAUGACAUCUACUGAGUGGUAGAUUAAAAAAAGAAAAAAAAACUGAUGGUUCAAUUGGCGGAACCGUGUUUUGACAGGUUGCUUUUACAGAGAAUUCCUUGUUGCUGCUCCAGCUUAGUCAGUGUUUGUCUAUCAUGUCUAAGAAUUUUGGUGGGUGUAGUUUGUCCAACCUAUUAUCUAGACCUUCAUGACUGUCUUGGAGACCUUGAUGGGCCGAUUCCAACAGGAAGAAUAUUUGGUGUAUUUUCUUUUUUUUUUUGUUGCGAAAUGAUGUUUUACAUUUUUGUGACCUUGGCGUAUAAUUUUUGUUCUUAAUGUUAGUGGCAGUAGUUCAUCUCUUCUGA
Messenger RNA from Musa acuminata subsp. malaccensis (wild Malaysian banana), 1762 nucleotides. RefSeq lists its product as uncharacterized. Gene Ontology annotation, biological process: regulation of DNA-templated transcription. Gene Ontology annotation, cellular component: nucleus. NCBI's taxonomy places the organism in Eukaryota, Viridiplantae, Streptophyta, Magnoliopsida, Zingiberales, Musaceae. The record is from RefSeq and is a predicted model, not a curated record. Gene Ontology annotation, molecular function: RNA binding; transcription coregulator activity.